AUGUGGCUCGCGCUAGAGACGGUCGGUGGAGUGAGCUUGUACUACACUGGUGGCAGCGCGACCAGACCCGGCCGCGUGGCCGACCGCGCGCUCGCUGGAGAGAUGACAUCGAGGAUGCAUCCGUUCAUGCCGGGGCGAGCUGCGUGCAAAUCUCCUGCCAUCGCGAGUUCAUCGUGCCCGGUCGAGCUGCCUGUCUGCGUUCUGCAGGCAUCCUUUCCGGCUGGGGCGAGCUCCGUGCCAGCCUCCUACCAUCGCGAGGACUUCGUGCCAGGUCGAGCUGCCAGCCUGCCUGCAUUCUGCAGGCAUCCGUUCAUGACGGGGCAACCUGCGUGCCAGUCUCCUGCCAUCGCGAGGUCAUCGUGCCUGGCAUCCAUUCCUCACGGGACGAGCUGCGUGCCAGACUCCUGCCAUCGCGAGGUCUUCAAGCCAGGUCGAGCUGCCAGCCUGCCGCCUGCAUUCUGCAGGCAUCCGUUCACACCGGGACGAGCAGCGUGCCAGUCUCCUGCCAUCGCGCAUCGCGAGGUCAUCGUGCCUGGUCGAGCUGCCAGCCUGCCUGCAUUCUGCAGGCAUCCAUUCCUGACGGGACGAGCUGCGUGCCAGACUCCUGCCAUCGCGCAUCGCGAGGUCUUCGUGCCAGGUCAAGCUGCCAGCCUGCCUGCAUUCUGCAGGCAUCCGUUCAUACCGGGACAAGCAGCGUGCCAGUCUCCUGCCACCGCGCAUCGCGAGGUCUUCGUGCCUGGUCGAGCUGCCAGCCUGCCGCCUGCAUUCUGCAGGCAUCCGUUCACACCGGGACGAGCAGCGUGCCAGUCUCCUGCCAUCGCGCAUCGCGAGGUCAUCGUGCCUAGUCGAGCUGCCAGCCUGCCUGCAUUCUGCAGGCAUCCAUUCCUGACGGGACGAGCUGCGUGCCAGACUCCUGCCAUCGCGCAUCGCGAGGUCUUCGUGCCAGGUCAAGCUGCCAGCCUGCCUGCAUUCUGCAGGCAUCCGUUCAUACCGGGACAAGCAGCGUGCCAUCUCCUGUCAUCGCGAGGUCUUCGUGCUUGGUCGAGCUGCCAGCCUGCCUGCAUUCUGCAGGCAUCCAUUCCUGACGGGACGAGCUGCGUGCCAGUCUCCUGCCAUCCCGCAUCGCAAGUUCUUCGUGCCUGGUUGAGUUGCCAGCCUGCCUGCGUUCUGCAGGCAUCCAUUCGUGCCUGGUCGAGCUGCUUGCCUGCAUUCUGCAGGCAUCCGUUCAAACCGGGGCGAGCUACGUGUCAGCCUCCUGCCAUCGCAAGGUCUCCACGCUUGGUUGAGCUGCCAGCCUGUCUGCGUUCUGCAGGCAUCCAUUCGUGCCGGGGCGAGCUACGUGCCAGUCUCCUGCCAUUGCGUAUCACAAGGUCUUCGGGCCUGGUCGAGCUGCCAGCCUGCCUGCAAUCUGCAGGCAUCCGUUCAAGCCGGGGCGAGCUACGUGCCAGUCUACUGCCAUCGCGAGGUCUUGGUGCCUGGUCGAGCUGCCUGCCUGCAUUCUGCAGGCAUUCGUUCAAGACGGACGAGCUGCGUGCCAAUCUCAUACCAUCGCAAGUGGGCCUUCAGUAUUUUAGGCCAAUACGGAACAAUAGAAUUGGUGAGAUGCUAAACGAUCUUUUACAGAUUUCAAGUACAAGAUGACCGGGACACCAAGAUUAUAAAAGUAUACAGCAUGAUCAAGUUGGUCAGAUGGCAACAAGUAAGCAACUAAAGGAUCUCUUACAGAUUUCAAGGACAGAUGACAGUGAUACCAAGAUUGAUAUAAAAGUGGACGGCAUGAUCAAGUUGGCGAGAGGACUACAAGUAAGCAACUAAAAGAUUUCUUACAGAUU
Molecule: messenger RNA, 1832 nt
Organism: Maniola jurtina (meadow brown)
Lineage: Eukaryota; Metazoa; Arthropoda; Insecta; Lepidoptera; Nymphalidae
Exons: 14
Coding region: 1-1641 (546 amino acids)
Source: RefSeq, a predicted model, not a curated record